UCAUAUAUCCAUCGGACGAAGUUUGAAACUAGCGAGCGGGGCACUUUAAUGAAUUAACUCCUGAUUGUUGAUUGUUGGUUGUUUCACGGUGGACGAAAGUUCCUCAAGCGAGGAAUUCUGAAAGGGUUCGUAUGGAAAGUUGUCUUUGAAAGUUAGUAGCGGUUUUGUCGUCCUUGAAGUGUAACAACGUGAACGUGCGGUGCUGAUUAUCUAAGAGAAUCAUGCGGAAGUCAAUCGAUCCAUCAGUAUUAGUUUGAACCUUGUGUAAAUGUUCUAAUUUAGUGGCGACUAGUGUUUGUUAUUAUUAUGGACAGUGCUAAAACUACAUACACAUAAAGGUUUGAAAUUUUGCAAAAGUAUUCGAUAUCAGCAGUUACAGAAAUGUCAAAACGGAAAACAGGAGAUGAAGAGUCCGGAAAUAGUGAUAAGGAUUGGGAGAUUUUCGACAUUCUCGUUGGCACGGAUGAGAUAAUGCCAAAGCAUCAUCACUCCCCAGUGCAUCAUCACCAUCACCCGGACCCAUCAUGCAACGACCACCUGGCUCACUCGAUCGACCUGGCCACAACCUUGCGCAGCGAGCUGGCCGCAUCCACCUACAAACGAGACCGCCUGAUGGCCGAGCUGUCCGAUGCCAAAAGUAACCUUUGCGCGAAGGAAAACGAAUGCGAAGCCCUGCGAGCGCAGAGUGCCCGUCAAACGUCCCUCAUCAGCUCGCUGCAGCAGCGCUUAGCUGCAUCCGAAACGCGUGAAAAGACCCUACACUCCCGAAGCGAAAGCGUAGUCGGCACCUUGAACCGCGAUAAGAAACAUCUGGAGGACAAAAUCAAGGAACUGUGCGCCAAAGCCCGACGGUUGGAAUGCGAUUUGGCAGCGGAAGAAGGGCACCGGGAUCAGGCCAGAGCUCACCUGCAGGACCUGGUGCGGAGGUUGUGUCUUGUGCUGGGGAUCGACGUUUGCGACGGGACACACCUCACUCCGGAAUGUGUUCUGAACAAGGCUGGCGAAACGGUGGCCGAGCUGCAGCGACUCCGGGCAAAGCUGGCCGGUACGUGUGAGCAUCUAAAUAGCACCGAGGCGGAGUUGAUUACCACAAAGACGGCAGCUUCGGCCGAUAAGACGCGGCUGCAGACGCAGAUCGAGGGAUUGCAGUCGCUGGCGCAGGGUUUGGAAACGCGCUGUCGGCAAGCGGAGCGGGACCUUCAGGCGACUCGUGACCGGCUGGCGGAAAGUGAAGUCAAUGGGGAUAAGCUGAGAGAGGAGCUGCGAGGCUUUGAGUCCCGUUGUUGUCGACUGCAGAACAGUUGCGAUCGGCUGCAAACUGAGCGACUGCAGUUUCUGAGGACGAUAGCAACCAUCAUCGGGAUCAAUGAACCGUGUGAGAACAACAUUCGGGAUAAAGUCAGAGAGAUUACCAAUCACAACCAAUCGCUGCAUGAUCAAGUGUCCCAACUCAAGGAGCAACUGCACCAGGAAGGCUCCCGCCAUCGUGAGCACCAGGAAAAUACGACCUGCCGCCUGAAAAACGAAGAACAACACCGGAUGAGCGUCGAAGAGCGGCUGGAGAAAGCCUGCCACGAGCUGCAACAUCUCCGAGCGGAACAUACCACACUUAGUGAAUACCUGGUUCGAUUGGCCCGGGCGUUGUGUUGGAGUGAGUGUUCGGAACCACCUGCGCCGGGCAGUGACACUACCAUUCUGGGCGAAACGCUGCUGGAGAGGGCCGAGCGUCUUGCAACUCACCAUGAUCACCAUGUGCAUGGAAUCUGUGAUAAGAACUGCUGGGAACUGGCCAACCAUCAUUCGCAUUCCCACUCGCAUCACCACAGCCAUCUACCAAAGCUGAGAAGGGAACGGUCCUGCACCGAUUUGCCAAUGAAAGAAAGCACGGCACUGUACAAUUUGCAGCGGCGAGUUCGUGUCCUGCGGGAGCAAGUCCAGCGACGGGAUCUGCAUUUGGAACUCCUGCGGCGAAAGAUUGCACUGCUCGAGGAUAAUGCCAGGGGGAAAACCAUGUUGCAAACGGAACGUGACGAAGCUGUUCACAGGGCGAGGAAGAAUUCGAAAAAUGCCGAAAGGACCGCCCAGCAGUUGGCCGAAGUGAAGGCCCAGCUGGUGGAGGUGAAGACGCAGCUGAACGAAGCCUCGGACUACAAAAUCACCGCCUUGGAGCGGGCCCGGAAGUGCGACGAACUGCAGGCACGUCUCUGUGAGCUGGAAAAUGAAAGGGAACGGCUGGUGGGUCAACUGGCGGCCUACAAAUCUCGUGCCCGGUCGGCGGUGGAAAGUUCCCACGAGCGAAGGGUGCGGGACGAACAUGCUAUCACGCAUCUCCGCGAUGAGAUGUCGCGAAUCAAGUCGCAACUGGCCGACACCAACCAUCGUCUGUCGCAGCUUCAAGCGUUCCGAACCUCGGUAGCAAAGCUGCUGCAUCUACGGGACGGCCCCGACUCGGAGCUGUUGCACAAACUGCAAACCAUGUGCAACGCCCACCACCAGUGCACGUGCCUCGGAACCGGCAGGCAUUACGGUUCGUCUUCCCCGCUGGGGACGGCCGGCAGUGAUCAUCACUGUUCGCGGUACGAUGACAUUGCGCCGGGGCCUUCGUCCGCAGUCGUCGGCUGCCGACCGUUGAGUUCCAGUCCGAUUCAUACCCGGCGAUAUAUCGACUCAGGCUUCAACGACCACGACCAUAACUUUGACGAUGAUUUCGAUUUUGGGAAGAAGUAUUGAAACUGCCAUUUAUCAUCUGUUUUGGUUGGGAAACGACACUGCCAUAUGUAGUAGUGGAGGAAUAGCGAGGCAGAAGUAGAUAACGAAUUGGUGGGGAAGAUGUACAAUGUGUUCGUAUUCAUAUGGUUACCCGUGCGGAUGGUGUUUUAUAGCGAACGAUUUGUACGCGUCUAGCGACACCUAGUUGAGGGUAGUGGAAACACUUUCGUUGUAGCUUAUAAUGUUGUAUGAAAUAAAUGUUGAACGGUA
This is a messenger RNA of Aedes albopictus (Asian tiger mosquito), 2979 nucleotides long. Its product is annotated as coiled-coil domain-containing protein 170. The coding region runs from base 382 to 2730 and encodes 782 amino acids. The record is from RefSeq and is a predicted model, not a curated record. NCBI's taxonomy places the organism in Eukaryota, Metazoa, Arthropoda, Insecta, Diptera, Culicidae. The transcript is spliced from 10 exons.